Molecule: messenger RNA, 2069 nt
Organism: Salmo salar (Atlantic salmon)
Lineage: Eukaryota; Metazoa; Chordata; Actinopteri; Salmoniformes; Salmonidae
Source: RefSeq, a predicted model, not a curated record
UCGAAAAUGUUCGGUCGGCAGCAGCACCGGUGACCACGCCCUUGGUCACGCCCACCACCUAAACCCCAUUUUGAUCCAGAAAAACAAAAGUUUUGGGACUACAGUGGAGAGCAUCAGCCAUAUUCUCGCUGGGCUCUGGGUGUGUGCAAAGAAAGAAGAAAAGCAGAAUUGUCUUUUGUGAACACUGUGGUUUUAAGUCAUGAGUCACCUACCUAGAUUCUGGAACCUGGGAUGGUCUUCCUUUCUUGACUGGUGGAGUAAUCAGAGUGUUGUUUCAGAGCAAGGACCUUCUCCCCUGUAUGGUCAGCAGAAUAUGAAUGAACCUCUUCUGGACAACAGUGAAGGCCAGCUCUUCCUGACCGAGGCUUUUAAAGUCAUCAUUGAGGAGGUGCUAUGUAAAGGCACAGAUGUCAAAGAGAAGGUGUGUGAAUGGCGCGAGCCAGAGGAGUUAGCUGCUCUGCUAGAUCUGGAGCUGCGAGAGACUGGGGAGCCGCAACACCAGCUGCUGCAGAGAAUACGGGAUGUGGCCAAGUACAGUGUCAAGACCAAUCAUCCGCGGUUCUUCAAUCAGCUCUUUGCAGGGGUGGACUACCAUGCCUUGACAGGACGAUUCCUUACGGAGGCUCUUAACACUAGCCAGUAUACCUAUGAGGUGGCUCCAGUGUUUGUCCUGAUGGAAGACGAGGUACUCUCCAAGCUACGUUCUCUAGUUGGGUGGGCAGAGGGAGAUGGCAUCUUCUGCCCAGGCGGUACCAUGUCUAACAUGUAUGCCAUGAACGUAGCACGCUACCGGGCCUUCCCAGAAGUAAAACUGAAGGGAAUGUGGUCCCUCCCUCGACUGGCUGUCUUUACAUCUCAACAGAGCCACUACUCUGUGAUGAAAGCAGCUGCCUUUCAAGGUAUUGGGACAGAGAACGUGUUUAAGGUCAAAGUGGAUGAUAGGGGUUGCAUGAUUCCAGAAGACCUUGGUGAGACAAUUGAGCUGGCGAAAUCUCAAGGGGCAGUGCCAUUCUUUAUCCAUGCCACGUCAGGAACGACUGUACAAGGCGCCUUUGAUCCACUGGAGCCCAUCGCUGACAUCUGUGACAGACAGGGGUUGUGGAUGCAUGUUGAUGCAGCCUGGGGAGGGAGUGUUCUCUUCUCAAAGGAACACAAACAUCUCAUGAGAGGAGUUGAGAGAGCCGAUUCAGUGACUUGGAAUCCACACAAGAUGAUGCUGACGGGCUUGCAAUGUUCAGCCAUUCUGCUCAAGGACACCACACACCUAUUGAAACAUUGCCACAGUGCAGAUGCAAAGUACCUCUUCCAGCAGGACAAGUUCUAUGACACAAGUCUGGACACGGGGGACAAGUCGAUACAGUGUGGCCGUAAGGUUGACUGCCUGAAGCUGUGGUUGAUGUGGAAAGCUGUAGGGUCAAAAGGCUUGGAAGAGCGUGUUGACAGGGCUGUCGCCCAUACAAGAUAUCUGGUGGAGGAGAUGAAGAGAAGAGAGGGCUUUGAACUUAUAGGGAAGGUGAGUCAUUGUUUUAGCAAAUACAUAGAAAAGAUUUCUUCUCCCUUUUAUCUCACCUAUGUCUUUUGCUUUUGUUCUGUUGAACAGCCGUUGUUUGUGAACGUGUGUUUCUGGUUCAUACCACCCAGUCUGCGGGGAAAGGAGAACAGUCCAGACUACAAUGACAGAUUGUCAAAGGUGGCUCCAGUGAUUAAGGAGCGUAUGAUGAAGCAGGGUACUAUGAUGUUGGGCUACCAGCCUCAGGGUGGACGAGUCAACUUCUUCCGCAUGAUAGUCAUCUCACCGCAACUCUCCCACCAAGAUAUGUCAUUCUGUCUGAAUGAGAUUGAGAGACUUGGGAAUGAUCUGUGAUAGUAAUUAUACCUAAAUAUAGUCUUGCAUCUCCAUUUAUGUCAUAGACUCAACAUCAGAUAUGUUCGUUUUUUUUUACAAUAUGACCAAUUCUUAUCAGUCUAAUGCUCAUUUCACUAGUCUAAUGGCACUGAUUGUGGACAAAGUUACCAAACAAAGUGUUUGAAAUGUGGUAUGUGACACAGUAAUAAACCUAGUCCAGUGA